CUUGCUUUCUUGCUGUGUGGUCGUUGUUGGUUGGUUUUGGUUUGGUUGUUGGUUUUGGCGGACGCUUGCAUUCUCCCCCCCUCAACACGCAUCAACAUCGCUUCCCCUUGCCCGCCUUCCUCAACAUCCAACUCACACCACCGCCACCACCACCGCUUCGACACAGACAGACGGGAGAAAGAGGAUUGGGCAGUCCCUCACGCCCUCUCCCCCCUUCCCCCCUUCCCUCCUUUGUCUUCCCUUGUUUUCGACAAGCCGUGUCCUCAUCAGCACAACAACAACAACAACAACACCACCACCACCACCACCACCACCACCCCAAACAUACGACCAAGAGCACCACCCACCCACCACGUCCUUGGAUCGACACAACCCUCAUCAAGCGAGCAACACGGCAUCCAACUAGUCAUCCAACCAGGACCGCUGCAAGACUGGCGUGACUUGUCGACAUGAGCUCCCACCAACCGAGCGAUGGCUUGACUGCAACAAACAGCUCUGUCGACGACAGCCAAGCCCGUCAACAGGGCCACCAGCACCGUGUGCAACGGCUGGCAGCGACCGCCGCCGAUGAUGCCCAGGAGUCGCCCGCAAGCAAGCGCGCAAAGCUGAGCAACGACAGCAACACCCAGGCAGCCUCAAUCGACACACCCCAACUACAGCUGCAGCCACAGCGACAAGUCGCAGCAACAACAACAACAACAAACCCGCAGGCUGGUCAUGAGCUCCAGCCACAACCAACCACAUCGGAUAUCGUGGCACAUGCCGUCCUUCACCACCUGCGCGAGAUUGUGCCGCUCCUGAAGGACCCCCGGCAGCGUCCACACGCUGCCGCAACCCUGCGCACCCUCCUCACCAGCGGCGAACUGGCAAUGCAGCUCGCCUCCUCACCCAUCAUCAGGGACUUGCAGGACGGGGUCCGCACCACCAUCGACCCCAAAAUUUCUGAGCAGCAACAGCACGAACAACAACAGCAGCAGCAGCAGCAGCAGCAGCAGCAACAACAACAACAACAACAACAACAACCGCAAGAGCAACAGCAGCGGCAAGACGAGUCCACUGGCGCGCUUGUUCCAGUCAACGCAGUGGGUGUACUGCCUGCCGUUGGGGAGGGCAAACACCCCGAAUACGGCAACGACGAUGCAACAAAUGACGGGGCCGCCGAUGAGGGGCCGGACGAGCUGGACGCAGCGAGCACAGACUCUGACGAAACAGUCAGUGGUCGCUCCACCCCCAUCAACGCGCAAACUACCAGCGCAACCACCAACAGUAAUCGCGCCGAAACGAACGCUGCACUCACCACCGCGUCUGCAAACAGCCCACAUCCCCACCAGCAUCCACAGCAACAGCAGCAGCAUAGUACUGGGCAGCGGGCGGCGCGCGCGAGCCUGUCGACAUCUUCAUCGGCAUCGCCACAGUCCCGCGCACCAAGCACGACCGACAGCGACGCCGGCGAUGGCGAUUUGCCGAGCAAGCGAAGCAAGCGCAUGACCCCGCCCUCAGCGGUGCCCCACCAGCGUGGCGGUGUCACAGGGGAGUCGCAGCGGGCGCUGGUGGCACGGCUGUUCCCUCGGCGCGACACAUGCGCCAACAUCCUCAUGCACGUCGCCGUGCGCUUCCCGCACAUGUCCCGGCUGGUGGUGGAGACGCUUGGGCAGGAGCAGCUGCUGAACGAGCUUGCGUCACAGGGGGACGAGAAGGCUGCGGUUCGGGUGCUGGUGGAGGCCAAGGCCCUGCCCUACGCGGUACAGCGGUUCGUGGGCAGCCCACAUCAGCAACACCCGUACCUGCUGGUGCUGCUGGAGCACACCACCCUGGCCGACCUCAUUGCAAAGGCGCUGCGGACAGAUGAACUGUCGUUUCUGCGCCAGUGGGUCGGCACCACAGCCAUCAGCAGCAACAGCAGCAACAGCAGCAACAGGAGCGACAGCGACGCCUCCAGGCCGGACGUAGCAACGCCAGCGCCAAUGAUGUCGGUACUUGCGCUGUGUCGCAUGCUUCACGCCGUGUGCACGACAUUCCCGUUUGACGCGGUGUCGCCGCACGUGUCCCGCAUCGACGUGCUGGCGCAGAUGGCGUGCACCGCCGACGACAAGCGGCACAUGUUUUCCCUCCUCGUGGCCAUGGCAAAGGCAGACGCGCGCUGGAAGCGGCGGGUGGUGGAUGCGUUUGGGGCGCCAUACUUUGCGGCCAUCAUUGAGAGCGCCAUCGUGCCAUUGGACGUGCGUGUCCUGUGCAGCCAGUUUAUGGCCAUGGCGGUGUCGGACCAGCGCGUGGCGCAGGCGUUUGCGGACGCCAUGUCCUGCGACGUGUUGCGCAACGUGCUGCUGAGCACCAUCCAGGAGCCGCUCGCCCGCGGCCUGCUGGAGCUGCUGCUGGAGGUGGCCAAGAGGGUACAGCUGACGUCGCACCAGGUGUCCAGCCUGCUUCACGAGCGCUACAUUGCCAUGGUCACGCACGCGCCCACGCGCACGGUGGUGAUCAAGCUGUUCAACACGCUGCGGGAGCGCGGGUACGAGCAGGCGGUUGCAGAGCACGUCAACGUGCAGUCGUGGCUCGGCUGCCUGUCGGACGCCUCUGUGCAGCUGCGCAUCCUCAUCCUCAAGUUUCUGGUGGAGCUGCCGCGCUCCAAGUACACACAGCUGCACCCGCUCUCUGAGCAGCUGAUGCAGCUGGGGCACCUGCUGGAGCACCCCUCGCUGAACCUGCGCGCCAGCAUCACCGCCCUCUUCCGGCACCUUGCCUCGGGCAGCGAGGACAGGAAGGUUGCCAUCUUCCAGUGUGUGCAGCACCACCUGCAGCCGCUGCGGAACGUGCUGCAGGCGCCCAUCUCCGACCCGCCCCGCCGCUACAUCAACGCCGUGGUGGUGCGCGAGGUGCUUGCGUUUUUCAAGUGCAUGACCUCUGUGGAAGGCCCGCGCAAGAUGCGCAUCUUCACCUCCAUCGACCCGCACGCGGUGGCGGCGCUGCUGUUUGACACGCGGGACGUGCAGGUGCAGGAGCAGGCCGCGGGCUUUCUGCGCAACCUCACCCACGGCGACAACCACCGCAAGCAGAUUAUCUUCCAGAGCCUGCCCGGGCGGCUGCAGUCGCUGCUGCACAGCCCGUCGGCGCGCGUGGUGCAGUCUGUCGCCGGGCUGCUGCAGAACCUGUGCACGCGCAGCGAGGCCCGCAGGGCGCGCGUGUUUGACCGGCUGAACCUGAACGACAUUGUUGGGCUGCUGAAACACCCCGACCCGCACGUGAAGGCGCCCGCGGCGGGGCUGCUCAUGAACCUGUGCCGCACAGACCACCGGCGCAAGCUGGCCAUUGUCAAGGCCGUGCCCUUGAACCUCAUCCACUCGUUUUACAACAACGGGCAGCUGCAUCGCGCGUGUCGGGAGCAGGUCAACGGCCUGAUCCAGCACCUCACUGCCGCCUUUUCGUCGCUCGUUGCCGACGGGUACAUCCUCAACGACAUGCAGCUGCCCUUUGUGCGCAACGCCGAUGGGUCCACGGCACCGCCACCGCCGCCUCCACCUCCACCGCCGCCUGAUGACGGAAACGACGGGCCCCCUGGCAACAACGGUGGAGGGCCUGGCCCAGGCCACCGCCACAACCACCACCAUCGCCGUAUCCAGCACGUGCACGUGCAUGCGCACCUCCACCCACACCAACACCAGCACCAACACCAGCAGCAUCAGCAGCAUCAGCAACAGCACCAGCAACAGCAGCCGCACGGUGGCGGCCCUGGUGGCGCUGGCACUGGUGCUGGCGGUGGAGGUGGAGGCCCCAACCGGGGUGGCGUGAACCGCGGCCACCCGCAGGCGAGAGCAGCGACUGCAGCUGGCGCGCAGCCCGGGCAGCGGCGGUACUACCUGCGCGGCAGGGCGUUUGAGAAUGCCACGCGAGGUGGUGCCGCCGCCGCCGUGGCACGACGUGUGAGUACAAGCGACAAUGGCGCAGCUGCGAGGAGACGAGGGCAGCCUCCCGUGUUUCUCACCGGGCGCCAUCGGCGAGAGUGGGAGCAGCAGUAUCAACAGCUUCAGCAGGACCAGGAGCAGGAGCGUCGGCGGCGGCAGCAGUUGCGCGAGCAGGAGCAGGAGCGUCAACGGCGGCAGCAGUUGCGCGAGCAGUACAUGGCGUUGCGUAGGCGGCAGCGGCAGCAGCAGCGGCAACAACAACAACAACAACAACAACAACAACAACAACAGCAACAGCAACAGCAACAGCAACAUCAGCAAGGAGGCAACCAAGAAGGCUCGAGCAACAAUGGGCCGAGUGAGCAGCGCGGGCAAUAGCCCCCACAUACAGGCCGCUUACCUCUUUGUUGUAAUGGCUGCAGUGAUUGGGCAACUGGCAUUUGCGGUGUUUGAAGCGUGUGCAUGGUGUGAGUGUGUGUGUGUGUGUGUGUGUGCGUGUGUGU
Salpingoeca rosetta is the source of this 4402-nucleotide messenger RNA. RefSeq lists its product as uncharacterized. The coding region runs from base 450 to 4277 and encodes 1275 amino acids. Gene Ontology annotation, molecular function: protein binding. NCBI's taxonomy places the organism in Eukaryota, Choanoflagellata, Craspedida, Salpingoecidae. The record is from RefSeq and is a predicted model, not a curated record. The transcript is spliced from 2 exons.